UCUAAAAAUCAAGGUCAAAUCAAGAUGGCGACUAUGUUGAAGGACAAGGCUCAUCUCACAUUUGAAGACAAAUGGGAUUCAAUGCGACCUACAGUUCUGAAAUUGCUACGCCAGCAAGAUGUACCAAGGACUGAAUGGCAAGACCUAUUCUGGGAUGUGCAUUCUGUUUGUUUAUGGGAUGACAAGGGACCUGAAAAAGUGCAUGAUGAACUGAAGCAUGAUAUCAUUGAUUUUAUCAAGCAGGCUAAACAGCGUGUUUUACAAGAUCAGGAUGACUCCGCCCUUUUGAAAGCAUAUAUAAAGGAGUGGGGAAAGUUUUUCACGCAAUGUGGCUACUUACCUAAACCAUUUGGACAAUUAGAAACCUCACUAAGCAACAAAAAAACUAGUUCGUCUCAAAAGAAAGCAUCACAAACAGAGGACAGUAUCGUUCGUAAGUUGAUGUUGGACAGCUGGAAUUGUCAUAUUUUCUUCAUAGUCAAACAAAGGUUACAGAGCAGUGCUAUGAAGCUUGUGGUUGCCGAGCGAAAUGGAGAAGCCUUCGAUAAACAGCUAGUGAUUGGAGUUAGAGAGUCUUAUGUUAACUUAAGCUCAAAUUUUGAAGACCGGUUACAAAUAUACAGAGAAAAUUUUGAGAGGGCUUAUAUAGAUGCAACAGAGAGAUUUUACAAGACCCACGCUCAUGCAUAUCUUGCUGACAAUGGAGUUCAGAACUACAUGAAGUAUGCUGAUGGUAAAUUAAAAGAAGAGGAAAACAGGGCAGUUCGUUACCUUGAGACGUGUAAGGGCAGUUCAUCCGUUGAAAAGCUUAUUGAGUCCUGUGUCAACGUGCUGGUUACCUCAUUCCGUGAUGAAAUCCUCAGAGAGUGUGCGCCUAUGAUCAAAACCAAUGAAACUGUCAAACUAAACCUAAUGUUUCGUUUAAUGGAUCGUGUUAGCGAUGGAAUCAACCCAAUGCUACAAGAUCUUGAGCAGCACAUCAUACAUUCAGGUCUUGCCGACAUGGUAGCUGCCGCGGACGUCAUCACAACCGAUUCGGAGAAGUAUGUAGAGCAGUUGUUAAAGCUUUUCAAUCGAUUUAGUACGUUAGUGAAAGAAGCAUUUAACGAUGACCCAAGAUUUCUUACUGCUAGGGAUAAAGCAUAUAAACAUGUUGUAAAUGACACACAAGUGUUUAGACUAGAAUUACCUACAAAGAGUAAAUCUGUAAGCAGUAAAACACAGCCUGAAUCCAAAUGUCCAGAACUGUUAGCCAACUAUUGUGAUAUGCUUCUAAGGAAGACACAAGUUAGCAAAAAGCUUACCUCAGAUGAAAUUGAAUCUAAGCUGAAAAAUGUGCUCCUGGUGCUAAAGUAUGUACAAAACAAAGAUGUGUUUAUGAGGUACCACAAAGCUCACCUAACCCGACGACUUAUCCUGGACACAUCAGCUGACAGCGAGAAGGAAGAAAACAUGGUGGAAUGGCUCAGGGAGGUGGGCAUGCCUGCAGAUUAUGUUAAUAAGCUCGCCAGGAUGUUCCAAGAUAUCAAAGUGAGUGAGGACAUGAAUCAGUCGUUCAAGGAGAUGCAUAGGAACAACACAGGCAAUGUGUCUGAUAACAUCAACAUUAAGAUCCUGAAUGCUGGUGCAUGGAUGAGGAGUAGUGAAAGGGUCCCAGUCUCAUUGCCAGUUGAACUGGAGGACUUUAUUCCAGAAGUGGAGGAAUUUUACCGCAAUACUCACAAUGGAAGGAAACUACAGUGGCAUCAUCUAAUGUCCAAUGGAUCUAUUACGUUUAGGAAUCAAGUUGGUAUUUUCGAUAUUGAGGUAACAACGUUUCAAAUGGCCGUAUUAUUUGCAUGGAAUCAACGUCCAUUGGAAAAGAUAUCAUUUGAAAAUCUGAAACUUGCUACUGAACUACCAGAGAGUGAGCUAAGGAAGACACUAUGGUCACUAAUUGCAUUUGCAAAGCUUAGAAGACAGGUUGUGCAAUGUUGUCCAGAAGCAAAGUCACCAAAGGAUUUUACAGAAAGCACGAUGUUUUGGGUGAAUCAAGAGUUUGCUGUAAUAAAAAAUGGCAAGGUACAGAAAAGAGGUAAAAUCAAUCUAAUUGGUCGACUGCAGCUGUCGUCUGAACGAAGUGGAGAGGAAGAGAAAGAAAGCAUAGUUCAACUCAGGAUUCUUAGGACACAGGAAGCAAUAGUAAAGAUUAUGAAGAUGCGAAAGACAAUAAGCAAUGCACAGUUGCAAACGGAAUUAGUAGAAAUUUUAAAGAACAUGUUCUUGCCUCAAAAGAAAAUGAUAAAGGAACAAAUUGAGUGGCUUAUCGAGCAUAAGUACAUGAAACGAGAUGAGAAUAAUAUCAACACAUUUAUAUACCUUGUGUAGAUGUGCGAGAAUUCAGUCUUGUUACCAAUGAAAGUGGUCUUAAGUAGGCAAAACGUCUUGGACUCGUUGCAAUAUGUCUCAUGGUAGGCCCAACCGCCAGGUUUUUAGCACUGUUUUUGUAGAAAAGAAUUGGGCAGUGACCUUUAUGGAAGAUGACAGUAAAAUGCAGCACAUGUGGUAGCUUUUAGUGACCAGUCCCUAGCAGACAGUUGUGAAGAAUUUACUGCUAAGUACAAGAUACAAGAAGAGUGGCAGAUCCCCUCCCAGUACAAAACAAGCCUGUUACCAUUAACAUAUUAAGCAUUGGAUGAGGAAGUAUAUGAGAAUAGGUGACUUGACUUCUGUCUUGGAAUUUUCCAUGCUUGACCCCUAGGUCAGAUGGCGAAGGUGUGUACACAGGCUCGCAAUAUGGCGUCUUCAUCUCUGCUCAAGAGAUUUGAUCGUACUGUAAUCAAUGAUUCUCUUGAUAACAAAUACUAAUACAGAAAUACUUUGUAGUGCUUACUGUACUGUUAAUCUUGACUUGAUUUUAAAAGGAAACUUGUAUUUUAACAUGAAUUGUGUUACUGAGAAAGGUAGAUUAAUUCUUCAUAUUGGAAGUAUUUUCCCACCAAACCUCUACUGGAACGGUGCUUAUUAUGCAAUCUAUUUAACAUAAGAUAUAAAAUUAUAAUGUAUGCGUGAUCCACAGUGAAAACACUGUAUGCAGAUAUAUUAAGCCGGGCACUUGCUGUGUUGGACGACCGCCAUUCAUAUCAAGGUUGUACAACUAAUCCAACUCUGCUCUCUGC
This is a messenger RNA of Anneissia japonica, 3158 nucleotides long. Its product is annotated as cullin-5-like. The transcript is spliced from 19 exons. Gene Ontology annotation, biological process: SCF-dependent proteasomal ubiquitin-dependent protein catabolic process; protein ubiquitination. Gene Ontology annotation, cellular component: SCF ubiquitin ligase complex; Cul5-RING ubiquitin ligase complex. The record is from RefSeq and is a predicted model, not a curated record. Gene Ontology annotation, molecular function: ubiquitin protein ligase binding. Bases 25 to 2367 code for a protein of 780 amino acids. NCBI's taxonomy places the organism in Eukaryota, Metazoa, Echinodermata, Crinoidea, Comatulida, Comatulidae.